AUGCCGAUGCCUGCGCAUCGACCUAGCACGACCACGCAAGCUCUACCAGCAGAAGCAGAGGUAGAGGACAAUGCCCUGAGGACCGAGGCUCAGGCUUCAGAUGACCCUGACCCAGCCUUGGCCCUCCCCCCCGCCGCCGAAUCGGACCAGUCUGGCCCACGCUUAGAACCUCAAGAUCGACGACUGCUUGAGCUGUAUCUGCUUCACCACUAUACCACGGUAGUGGCGCCGCUGUUUCCGACAGAAAGCGGGCAAGCGUCCCAGAGGCCAAUCUACUCCGUCGAGGCAGUGAGGCUGGCGUUUCAGCACGAGUGCCUGCUGGCCGCCAUCUUCGCCGUAUCGUCGCUACACAUCGCCUUGGAGGUGAUCGAAGGCCGCGUCACAUACAGCAAUGAGCAUUCUCUAGACGUCGAACCGGGGCAGGCCCGAGGAGGCGACCUCGUAAAAACGCACCCUGUCCCCGCGGCGCUUUCCCACGUCAACAUGCGCGAAACGCAUCACUUCUACCUUCAAUCGGCCCUCCAGUUUCAACAGCAGGCUCUGAUGGCUAUUUCCGCGGCCAACGCAGAGUCUCUGGCCUUGACCUCCAUUCUGAUCUCGAUCGCCGCUAUGCAUCUGCAAGAAAGCUCGGUCGCCUAUCGUCCGCCUACACAGUAUCUCAACUUGUCUCGUGGCAUUCGCUCCACCGUCACCGCUGCGCACUCCAUGUCGUUCCACGGUCACAUCCUAUCAGACCUGCUCUCAGCCGACCGGGUCAAGUAUACGCCUGGGCGCUCCGACAUGGACGUUCUCUUUGACCCUGUCAAUGUCGGCCCGUUUGCACCUAUUCUUGAAUUCCAGAAAUGCCUGACAAGUGCUCCGAGAAACGGGCCCGGUCCCGUCUUUCCCGGAACCUCAACACCACCGGAGAUACAGUCGACUCUCUCACAGACCGUCGCCCUAGUUGGCUCCAUCCAUGCGGCCUUCCUGCGCGACGAGCCGCCCUACCAGCUCUCGCGCCGCGUGACGGCAUUUCCAACCCUGGCCCCGGCGGCGUACCUAUCUCUAGUCGCAUCUAUGCAUCCCUGCGCCCUGGUAAUCCUCGCGCACUACUUUGCCAUGACCACGCCUUUGGCAAGACACUACUGGUUCUUCCGCGGAGUGGCACAGCGAGAGGUCCGAGGAAUCGCGGGCGCUUUGCCAACAGAAUGGGACUGGGCCAUGUCGUGGCCGUCCAAGGUGUGCGAGACCGGAGACGUAGUCGGUGAGGGCACAGAUGAGAUUUUGAGGCAGUACGGGACUUGCGCCGGGAUGGGUGGCGGAGAGGUCGAAUGUGGUUGA
This is a messenger RNA of Capronia epimyces CBS 606.96, 1320 nucleotides long. RefSeq lists its product as uncharacterized. The coding region runs from base 1 to 1320 and encodes 439 amino acids. The transcript has a single exon. Gene Ontology annotation, biological process: regulation of transcription by RNA polymerase II. The record is from RefSeq and is a predicted model, not a curated record. NCBI's taxonomy places the organism in Eukaryota, Fungi, Ascomycota, Eurotiomycetes, Chaetothyriales, Herpotrichiellaceae. Gene Ontology annotation, molecular function: DNA-binding transcription activator activity, RNA polymerase II-specific.